GGCGACUUUGAACGGUUGUGUGCGCGCGUGUACCGGCCGCUUUAUUGAAAUUUUGUUGUGUUUUUGCGGAAAAUCGAAUAAAAAAAAUUUCAAAUGUUUAUCAAAUGAGCGUCGUGUAUUCGUUUGCAACAAUUACUCCUUAAGAGUCUAGUGUGCAUAGUGUGUGUGUGUGCAAGUGUUCAAAAUUUCAAUCGUAAGCUGUAAAUCACGAGCAUUCACAAUUGGCGCCAACAGAGCCGCACGGAUAAGCAACAACAAAUGGAACAUGUUGAUGCUGCCGUUGCUGGAAUACAACAAACACAUAGCAAAAAUACCAAAUUGCAAAAUGAGGUCAUCGCCGCUUAGAUUAUCGAUGCUGCAUUUGCUCCUGCUCCUCUGGAUGCUUCUCGGUGCGGCAGCAACCAGCAGCAGCAGCAACAGCAAUGGCAACAGCAAUGGACCAUCGGCAGCAGCUGGUGCAGCAGGAGGUGCAAGUGCAGCAAGUGGAGCUGGAGGUGGCGGUGGCGGUGGUGCAGCAGCAGCUGGGCCAGGAUUGCCGCCUGGCGCCCUCAAUGCCAAUCUCACGGAUCUGGGCAGUCCCGGUUUUUGCACUUCCUCUACUAUUAAUCAAAUUAUACGAAUAUUUGAUCAACUUCUUUACCCUCCACAAGUGAUUUUCGUUACGAUAAUUUUUAAUGCAUGCGGGUGACAUUGCAAUGCGGCAAGCUACAACUGAAAUGACAAACAAGAAACGAAGAAGAUACACAACUAAACACAGCUGCAGCAGUUGCCAGUUUGUCAGUUUGCCAGCUUAAGCAGCCGCAUGAUUGAUUUGCCAGCCAGCAUUUAUCAACGGUUUAGGAGCAGCUGCUGAAGACGACGUCGACUCUCUUUUUGGAUGGCAGCAUUGACACUGACCGGGCAAACCUCAAUAACAACCAAGUGGUAAGUUUUAUUGAGAGCAC
Messenger RNA from Drosophila albomicans, 944 nucleotides. Its product is annotated as glycine-rich protein 1. The transcript has 3 exons. NCBI's taxonomy places the organism in Eukaryota, Metazoa, Arthropoda, Insecta, Diptera, Drosophilidae. The record is from RefSeq and is a predicted model, not a curated record. Bases 266 to 688 code for a protein of 140 amino acids.